AUGUUUGACGAUGUGGCAGGAGGCCGACGCGGCCGCGGCCGUAAACGGGACAAGGAGCGAGCUGAGGAGUCGCUGCCCGGCGAGCCCGACUCCCCUCCGGCCGGCCGGCGCUCCCCGCAGCAGCCGCCGUCCGCCUCCGAGGCCGCCGAAACAGAGUGCCAAUUCGAUCAUGUGCCUGCCUCCCCGGCGCCCGAGAACGCGCAGCCCGUCCAGGAGCGUGGCACACCGUCCCCGCCGGCGGCCGCCCCUACUGUCCUGCCGUCCGGCACGGUCGUACCGCUCUCCGGGCCGGCAGAAGUGAAGGUGACCGGACCGGCGAGCAGACGGGCGGCAGCGUUCAGCAACCGUCUGCGCGCCGAGCAGGAGCCGCGCCCACGCAGUGUGUCGCCGAUCAGCGCCUUGCUCAGGGAGAUGACCGGCGAGGGUCAGCAGUCGCCCCCACCGCCACCGGCACCGAUACAGGCGCCCCCAGCAGCCAUCUGUGACCCAGAGGCGGUGCUGGCCGUGGCCAGGAACCUCUCCCAGCUGGGUGUGCAGCAGCCGGUGUCUGUGUACCCAGAGCAGUACGGCCCCACACCCUCCGCCUAUGGUGCUCCUCCGCCACAGAGUUACGGUGCCUCCCCGUCGUACGGAGUGCCAUCAUACGGCUCUCAACCGCCGUACGGCACCCCGUCCCAGAGGCCGCCUGUAUCGUACGGAUCCCCGCCUCAGGGGCCGCCUGUGCCGUACGGAUCCCCGCCUCAGGGGCCGCCUGUGUCGUACGGCUCCCCGCCUCAGGGGCCGCCUGUAUCGUACGGCUCCCCAUCUCAGGGGCCACCAGUGUCGUGCGUCCAAGCGGAGGCGCAGCAUCCGCCCUACGGCUCGCCCCCGCAUGGCCAGUCUAUGACGUACGCGUCCUCUCAGUCUCAGCAGAUGUCGCUACAGGAGGUGCGCGGCGCCCCUCACAACUCGCCAUUGGUACACAGCGCUCCCCAGGGGCCUCCGGCGGCCCAGAGCGCUCCCCAGGGACCACCGGCGGCCUACGGAGCGCCGCCGCCGGACCCGCGGGGCAGUGUGGGUGCUGCUGUGGCGCCGGCGGCCGUGACCAGCCAGCCGCCGCCGCCACAGGGCCCGCCGGCAGUCCCCCAGGCGGCCGUGCGCGCUCCGCUGCCUCCUUCUCCGCAGAAGAGCACUGAGCUGCUCCGACAGCAGCCGGCUCCCUCAGGCGGUCCCUCUCCGACCGCCGAGGCCGAGCGGGGGACUGCGGAGCCGGGCACAUCGAAGGCGGGUCUGUACGUGCCGCCCGGUAAGCGCGCCCUGCUGGGCCGCCGCCGAAGCCCGCCGCCGCCUCCGGAGCCGCCGCGGCCGGCCGGGCCGAUCCAGUGUGUGACGUUUGUGGACGGGAAGGCGGUGAUGGGUCCGGUGGACGACUCGAUGUUCCACAUACAGGAUAUCCGACUGAAGGAGGGUAAACUGUGA
Molecule: messenger RNA, 1458 nt
Organism: Amphibalanus amphitrite
Lineage: Eukaryota; Metazoa; Arthropoda; Thecostraca; Balanomorpha; Balanidae
Product: basic salivary proline-rich protein 1-like
Exons: 5
Coding region: 1-1458 (485 amino acids)
Source: RefSeq, a predicted model, not a curated record